AUGGUUUAUAAGAUUUUGCCACAUAAAUAUUCAGAAAUUCAUUCUUCACAAUACCCAGACUCUCUUACACCUGAAGAGGCAAGACAAGUCUUAGCUCAUAUGUUAGGUGUUUCAAGGUUUCAUAAACUUGGAUUUCAAGGGCAAUCAACGAAGAUUUUAGACAAGAAAGAAAUGUUAAAUGAAGAAAAUUUAUGGAAAGAGACGGAAAAUCAUAUGAUAAUUACGUUGGCAGGUGUUAUAGAUUAUAAAAUGUUUUAUAAACAACAUCCUCUUUUUACAAUUGAAAAUUCGCCUAGCUCUGAAGCUUACAAUUAUUUAAUUAAACGGUUCUUGAACCAGCUUAAUGAAUUAACAGGUUUAACCAUAGAACGUUUAUAUGCAAAUAUGUAUGGAGGAGGAUUAUUUUUAAUACCACCUAUACUGGGAAUACAUGAUUAUAUUCAACAUGCUCCAUCUUUAGAGAUGUUUGAAAAUAUAUUUGAUAAAAAAUUUACUGGUAUUUUUAAUUUACAAUAUAAAGAAGAUCGUUGUUUUUUGUCAGAAAUUCUUUCCCUUAAUAGUUUUAUAAACGCAUUGUCAAAUAGCUCAGAAUUAUCUACAAACAGAUUAAUAUCGGCUUAUUUAGCUAAUUUAGAGGUUUUAUAUCAUCAAUAUGGCAUUUAUUCAAAGCAAUAUACAGCAGCAACUGAAGCUGCUAGCCUUAUUCUUGGCCAGAUUUCUAAAAAGAUGCCAAAUACUACAUUUAUUGUUCUUUUAUUACCACCUAAACCUAUUAUUAAGAAUACUUUAUUACGUCGUGCAGAAAUUCAAAAUGUAUUUGGGGAUGAUCAUUCUGCUCCAGCUUUAAAAGGGUUCAGAAAUAUUUAUCCACAUUGUUUUAGUAGUAAAGCAGAUUGUGAAAAGCUGACAAAUUAUUGUUCAAAUCAUGGAAACUGUGAAAAAUAUUUAGAGCAAGAAAAAUGUUAUACUUGUCGAUGCUUUCCAACAUUUACAAAUGCUACAGGAAAUGGGAAGAAGGUUUUUUACUGGUCUGGGAGUUUAUGUCAGAAAAGAGAUAUUAGUUUUGAAUUUCAAAUGUUUUUUUGGGUACAUUUCUUUAUAUAA
Molecule: messenger RNA, 1104 nt
Organism: Pneumocystis murina B123
Lineage: Eukaryota; Fungi; Ascomycota; Pneumocystomycetes; Pneumocystales; Pneumocystaceae
Exons: 3
Coding region: 1-1104 (367 amino acids)
Cellular component (GO): endoplasmic reticulum
Source: RefSeq, a predicted model, not a curated record